Messenger RNA from Vespa velutina, 7639 nucleotides. RefSeq lists its product as uncharacterized. The record is from RefSeq and is a predicted model, not a curated record. Bases 213 to 2957 code for a protein of 914 amino acids. The transcript is spliced from 6 exons. Gene Ontology annotation, cellular component: nucleus. NCBI's taxonomy places the organism in Eukaryota, Metazoa, Arthropoda, Insecta, Hymenoptera, Vespidae. Gene Ontology annotation, molecular function: DNA-binding transcription factor activity, RNA polymerase II-specific; RNA polymerase II cis-regulatory region sequence-specific DNA binding. Gene Ontology annotation, biological process: regulation of DNA-templated transcription.
GAUGGCAAAUGUCGAUGUACGAAUCCUUGAACAAUUUUAAGGGUGUUGACUGCUUGUCCAAUCAUUGUAGAGUUUUACUAGAAAUCGUAUCUCGUUUAUCUAGUAUCUUAUAAGCGGUAAGUAACUAAAGAAGAACAAAUAACAAAGUACCUGUUGUACACAAAAGAUAGCGGAAUGUAGUAGAAUGUACGUUCACCGCGAAUAUAAACGACAUGAUGGGUACCAAAACAUCCUGUGAUUAUAUUUCUAAUUCCAAUGAUGCAGGUAUCAUGGGAAGAAAUAGUCCAGCUGCUUUGUUGGAUAUGCUGGCAGAAGUUGCAUCUCGUACUUUAUAUUCAGAAAAAAAGGAGAUGAAAUCAUUAUUAACCUCACAAUGUAAAACUAAAUCUGAUGUUAUAAAACGUAAAACUCAAGAAAUGUGUUUAAAUGUACCUCAACUUUUAUCUAUGCCAAUGUCCCAGUUGGUGAAACAAUUUUCUGUCUUAACUAGCGAUGAGCUUAAAAGACAGUUUUCAUAUACCUGUACACUUGUAGAUGGGUGUAAUCAAAAAUAUACAAGUUUUGCCAGUGAAGGAAAAGCUAGGAAAUCUAUAAAAGCGCAUUUGGCUGAGCAUUUAGAAUAUUUAAGGACUAAUGAACAAGCCUAUUAUACUUUUACCACAAAACCUAUAAAAUAUAAAAACUUAAAAUCAAAUUUGCAAAGUAAAAAUGCACGUUUACAACAAUCGAGGAAACCUCGAAGAACUUUAAAUAAAGAAAACAAAGAUGUAAUGAUAGAACAAUCUUCAGAUUAUUUGCAUAAAAUUUUGUCGAAUGAUACAAAUUUUCAGAAAUUUGAAAAAGAGAAAGCUACAGAAAAAACAGAAGGUUUUAAUAGCUCAGAAACAAAGAAGACUGAGCAUAUAGAUGUUAAAGUUCUUGGUGAUCAUAGUUAUUUUGAACAUUUAAGAGAAGAAGCUUCAAAUCAAACAGAAAUAACAUCAUCUGAUAAUAUACUAAAUAAUUCAUCAAGGGAAGAGAAUAUUGUAUUAAUGGUGGUUGGUGCUGACAGCAUACGUAUGAAGGAGUAUUCCCAUAUUAAAGGCAAAAUAUCUGAUAAUUUAAAGCAUCAAGACACAGGAACAUUAUACAUAUCAGAUGUACCUUGGAUAGAAGAAAAUUGCAAUAAGAAAAUGGACAUGCCAACAAUUGCCAAACCUAAGGGAAAAGCGAAAUUUAUAGGAACCAGUAAAGAAGAACGAGAAUUAGCAUUAGCUUUUAUGGACCGUAUAAAAAAAAAAGGAAAUCCAACAGGCAGUAAUCUUCAGUGCCACAUUUGUGAUCCCCCACGUAGUUUCACAGCACCUACUACACUAGUAUCUCAUUAUCGAAGUCAUGCAGGAAUAAAACCAUAUGAAUGUCGGAUAUGUAGGGCAGUUUUUACAAGAAGACAUAGUUUGAAGUAUCACAUGUUGAUUCAUCAAAAUCAAACAAGAUUCACAUGUGCUGAUUGUGGAAAAAAAUUCAGACAUCCAUCACAUUUUAGAGAACAUCGACGCAGACAUACUGGAGAAGCUCCUUUCGGUUGUGAUGAUUGUGGUCAAAGAUUCAAAACAAGGAACACUUAUAAACGUCACUUAAAAACACGUCAUGGAAAAGUUCUUACUACUACUGGUGAACUUUUGUUCCUUUCUGAAGAAGACUUUCAAAAAGUACGGACUAAUAGAAAGAAAAAAAUAGACUACCAUGAUAUAAAAAGCAUAGCUAUAGAUGAAAAUAUAAUAGCUACCAGAACAAUUAUGAAUUUUCAAAAUAAUAUUGAACCACAAGAAAUAAAUAAUGAUGUUUUAGAAGAAUAUAUCAUUAAUAAGGAUUGUGAUGACAAAGCUACUGAUACAAUACAAGUUAUAGAUAAAUAUUUUGAAAAUUAUGAUAUUUGUUCAAUACCAUUUCUAAACAAGACUGAACAUCUAGAGGAAAGUGUAUCUUUAGAUAAUAACGACGAUAAUAAUAUUACAGAAUCAGAUCAAAAAGAAGAUAUAGAUAGAAUGCAAAGUGACUUCCAAAAGAAUUCUUAUAAUAAUCUAACAGUAAUAAAAACUAUGGAAAAUCAAACUUUAUUAAAUAAAUCUGUAAGAAAUGAACAUAAAGUUAUAUGUGAAUAUUUAAAUAAAGAAUCAUACAUAGAAUCAUAUUAUAAUAAUGAACAUCUUCAAGCAAACAAAGAAACAGAUAAUCAAGAAGGUAUUGAUUUGCUUCAACAUCAAAUAAAUAAUCAUCUCCAAUUAGUAGAAAAUCAUAAUACAGAUUAUAAAAAUACAUCAAACAGUGAAGGACAAAAUGUUGAAUUUGUAUUACAUUUAACGAAGAAAAUGGAACCAGGAACCAUAGAUAAAGGUACUAAUUGCAAUAUAAAUGCAGACGAAGAAAAUGAAUUUCAAAAUUCAUAUAAUGAAAUACAGUCUCAAAAAAAUGAAAGCAAUGUGGAUACAUAUAUCCAUGAAGAAAAUUCUAUAAGAAAGGAUAAUUUACAAUUACAUAUGGCAGAUGAAUUAAUUGAAAAUUCCACAUCUCAACAUGAAAAUGUUCAAAAUAAUUUAGAAAAUCAUAUUUUAGUAAGAAAUACAAAUAUCAAGAGUUACAAGCAUAAUAUAUUAAAUUUAAUGAACAAUGAGACAUCUGCUGCUAUAAAGAAUAUAAACACGAAUCAAAUAGAUCAAAGUAAACAACAAAUAUAUAUUGAUACAGAUAUGCUAAAUAAUAUAGUUAUGCAAAACAAGUGUAUACAAACUUUGCCAUGUAAUUUCACUUUAUGCUAUCAACAAAAUCAACACAAAUUGCAAGUAAAUGAAUCUACAAAAGUUACUGUGCUUAAUAAGUGUACACAAGGAAUUAACUUGAUACAAAAUGGAAAGCAAAGCGCUAUUUUGUUAUUAUCAAAUAAUGCUUCAAAAAAUGGUAUAUUGCAAAUUAAAUAAAAUGAUAUUAUUAAUGUAAAAGAAUAAUACUAACAAAGAUAAAUAACACCAAAUAUCUGCAGGAAAGUAGCAAUAUUGGUAAUUUUACAAGUUUGCACAAUUUUAUAUUUGUGCAUUUAAUAAUAAACAUUAAAAGAUAAAAUAAAUUUUACAGAUCUAAUUUUUAAAUUAAAUCUAAUUUAAGAAUUAGAUUUGAUACAUCUUUUUUUUUUAAAUCUAUACUCUUUCUAUAAAUGGUAUGUAAGCCAUUAUGUUAUAUAUGUCUGAUUAUUUUCAUAUAAGAUCACAAAUAAUAAUUUCGGAAAAUUAGUUAUUAAUAAUGUUUUGAUCUUUCAUACUAGAAGAAUUUUGCUGGUGUAGCUUAAAAUAUUUUGUGUAUAUGGUGUACAUAAGAUUACACACAAGAAGAGGAUAUAGGUUUGAAAUUUUUUCUAACCAUAAAAUUUAAAUACGUAUGUAAGUCUUAACAAUAUAAAUAAUGUUUUCUAUAUCUAGAAUAAUAUUUUAAAACAUUAAAGUGUUGCCUAAUUUUUAUUAGUAGUAAUAAUACUGUUCCUCUUAUUCUAUAAGUGAUAUGAAAAAAAUAAUGGCAUAAUAUGGAAAACUUUCGUGCUUCAUUCUAUACUUAUUCUCAUAUAUAUUUCAUUCGUUUACUUCAUGUUUAUUAUAACAAAGCAUACAAAUUUAUGACAAAAAAUCAUGAAAGUACUAUUGUAUAUCUGUUUCGAGCAUUAUUAGUUUAGUAAAAGAUCUGAAAUUAUAUAAUUGUAACUAAUAUCUAUUUUUAUAAUAUUAUCUGUAUAAAAAUAAGACCAAUAUAAUCUUUAUAUAAUUAGUAGGAAUAUUAUAAGUAAUUUAAACUGUAGAAAUGUGAAGUAAUUUGAGCUCACUAAGAAUCAGAAUAUAUUUUAUAUUUUGCUUUGAGAUAACUACUUAAUGUAACCAUUAAAUACAAUUUAUUUAAUAUGGCUUUUAAUUUAAAAAAGUUUACUUGAGAUAUUCUGUGCAAUGAAAUAUAAUGACACAUUAAAUAUUCUAUACCUUUGAUAUUAUAUAGUUAUUUAAUAACAUUAAUGUAGUAAUUUGUCUUUCAUAAAAAAUUUCCAAUAUAUGUAAAAUCUACUUAUUAAUAGUCUUUAUCAUAUGCAAAUCUAAUUGUUUGUAAGUUGAGUAACAUAAUAUAUAAAAAAUACUCAAUAAAUUUUUCUAAUUUUUUGUUAUAGUAAAAACUUUUUCUAGAUACAUAUUCUCUAUAAAAGACUUAUGAAAUGUAUUAUAAGAUUUGAGAAUGUUGAUUAAUUAUAUCUCUAUAUUAUAGAAUUUGUAAUUUAAAAACCAAUGUGCCAAAUUUUCCACAUCUCUCUUUUUAAAACAUCUUUGGCCCCAUAAUUAUAGAGUCUAUUUAACAUUAUCAAAGUUUUUUAUAUAAACAUUCCUGUAAUAUAACAUAUGUUAUUCAAACAUUAGUUAUUAUGUUACAAGCACUGCUACAAUAAUAACAAUUGUUUGUGUUCUAUUUUUUAUAUAUUUUUAUAUAACAUUUAAAACACACAUAUAUAAUUAAUAUGUUCAUCAUGUUAGUAAAUUUCAAUAACAUUGGAUAUUUAUAUAUAUUAGUUUAUAAUUGUUUAAUAUGUAGAAAUUGUUAUCAAUUACUAGUUAACAUUCAUAUAAUUACUUCUUAUUAUACACAUAUGAAAAAUUAUAAAUCCAUUAUUAAUAUUGUGUGCAUAUAUAUAUAUAUGUAAUGCACUACCAACAGAAAAAUGGUUUUUUGUAGUUGUGUGAAAUAAUACGAUACGAACUUUUAUAUAUUACAACAGUAUAUUUUUCAACUUAUAUUAUUCUAACCUUUAUACAUAUGUUUUAUUAAUUCUUAUAUAUUUGUGUUAUACUGAAUUUAAUCUCACAGCAUUAUUACAGAAAUAUAGAAUAUUGAAUAUUUUUAAUAAUUUAUGGUCUUACUUUCAUUAUUCCUUAAAGCAAUAGUAAUAAUUUAAUUGACAUAACAAAACAUUAAAUAUAAAUUAAUUAUUACAUUAAAUAUAAAUAAUAUUUGCUGUUUUUAUGGACACAGUGAAUUUGUAUGUAUUUGUAUGAUUGUUCAAUAACAUAAUAAACAAUUAACAGGAAAUCGUCUAUAUAAAAUACAAAUAGAUAUGUGCCUUAUGUUUUACAUGCUUCAGGAAAGCAGAAAUAGAAGAAAUAUAUAAUAGAAUGAAAACAAGAAGAAGCAAUAUAAAUUACUAAUUACAGUAAUAAUAAUAAAACAAUAAUAUGUCAAUUUUUAUUCAUAUUUAUUAUGAUUAAUAAUUAAAUUACAAAAACAUGUUAAAACAUUGAAUUAUAAUAAUAAUUAUAUAUUAUAUUUUUGUACUUCUUUUAUAUUUAUCUUCAAUAAACUCUUAAAAACAAUUACAUACGUACUUAGGUUUGAAAAUUAUCUAUAUUACUUUUAGUAUGUAUUGUUUAUUUAUUCUCAUCUAAAAAUAUAUUGUACAUGUAUUUAUUCCUUGAUACAUAUUAUUGAUAAAGUAAGGCAUCAUUACAUUCCUCUUAAUUUCAUGUCUAUUGAAACAUGACAACAACAAUAAAGGAAAAAGAGUAAAAGCAGUAUAGUACUCCAUGAAUCUACAUAAAAUAUUUUAACUAUUACCUUUUUGAACAUAUUGGUAAUUAUAUGUAUGAAAUAUAAAUUAUAUAAUACUUACCUUUUAAUAUUCGAUUUAUAUAUAUGUUUCCAAUUUCUUGUCCAGCAAAGAAAAAAAAAUUUGAUAUUGCAGACAUUGCCAAAAGAAUACUUGAUAAUGCACAGUUAAAUCGUCUUCUAUUCCAAGAACUAAGAUAUUUUGUUUGAAAUUGAUUAUAUCUUUUGGUAUUUCCAAUUAUUCUUGAUAAGUUCUCAAUAUUUAGACCAAUAAAAUUCAAAAGUGCCCAUGUAAAAAUAUUUGUUUGCAUUCCAUGCCAUAAAAAGACAAAUGUAAAACAUAAAAAAGAACCAAACAACUUUCUAUAAUAGUUCUUUGAUUUCACAACAGGUAUGUAAAUAUACCUACAAAUAAUAAUUCAAAUUAAAGUAAUAUUCUUAUAACUAGAUUUUUAUUGUAAUAAAUGCAUGAUAAAGAACGUAAAAUUAAAAUAUUACCUAAUAAGAAAUUUAUAUAAGCCCCUAUCAAAGUAUUUCCACAUAUCUGAAUAUAAAUGAAUUCUGCCAAUACAUUUAGGUGGCAAAGGAGCUUUUAUGUCAUCUGCUUCACAUAAAGUUUUGUUAGUUCCAUAAACAAUAACAUAUUUAUUCAGAAAAAAUUGUCCCAUACAAUAUCCUAAACCAUAUAGAGCCCAUGAAUUUAAAUUUUGUACAAUCUGUACAAACAAGAAAAUAAAAUUUAUACUGUUAGAGAAUAUAAUUAAUAGCAAAAAAAAAUUCAUACCUGUGGAUGAUAUUGAAGCACAUUAACAUAAAUGAAGUGCAGUGAAAAUUCAGUAAAAUAUAACCAGAAAGUAUAUCUAAUUAGAUUAAUAAUUAUUGUCUGCAUUUUCAUGAAACUCCAUCUCGAUGGUGAUUUAUUCAACUGAAAACAUUUAUAUGUAAAAAUUUCUGUCCUUAAUGCUUUAUAAGUAUUAACUAAUGGAAUAUACAUACUGAAUUAAAAAAUUCGUGAUAUAAGAUUAAUGGACCCAAAAAUAGUGUGGGUAAAUAUAAACAAUAUGCCAAUGUUUGAAGAUAAUCAUUGAAAAAAUAUGUGUAAUCUCUAUCAUACUGAAUUUUAAAAUUAUCCAUAUUUUGACUGAUAGAUCUCAAUUGAAUCCAGCACAUUGCAAGCAUUAAAAGGUAAUGCUCAUUAUCAUUGUAUUGUAACCAUUGAUAAAAUAUACCAUCUGGCAUUUUAAAAAUAUGUAUUAUAAAUAGGAAUAAUACAUGUAUUAGCCAAAUAAUCUUCUUGUUAUUAAUGUAAUUUAAUAAAUAUAGUACAGAUGAUUGUGCCAAUAUACAGAACAUGCCCACUGUUCCAAUAUAAUAGCACAAAAAAGAGAUAGAUACCAAGGUAUACCAGCAGCAUAAUAACUUAAAAAUUUAUAUGAAUAAAUAAUACAUACAAAAUAUAAAUAUAUCAAUAAAUAAUAAUACAUGCAGAAUUAUAUAUUAGUGACUUAUAAAUAUAUAUCAUACCACUUUGUUGAAUACAUUUUUAACGAUUUGACUAACUAAAUGAUGUAUAAAUAUCCAAGGCAUUAAAGUAAUCAUUAAGGGAAUCCAUGUUCUCCACUCUUGAUCAGAAACAUCUUGUUUUUUCCCAAUCCAUGACCAUCCAGGUACAAAAUCAAAAUAUAAAUCAUAAUAAUCCACAAAAUCUAAUAAUAAAAGAAUUAUUUAAUAUGCUUAUUUCUUCAAUUUUUGUUGUCUAUACUGUACUUACAGAUAUUCGUUAAAUAAACGUUAUAAAUUGAAUAAGCAACUCCACCCGUCCACAUAAGAAAAUAAAAAACCCUUUCGUAUUUAUUUGAAAAACAAAUAUCAUUACUCAUUGUUGAUUUAAAUUUACCGCCUAAAAUUGUGGAUAAUAGAACGAAUGGGCCUCGUUACUAUAAACUAUAUGUUAAUGUUCAUUCUCACAAAUAAAAUUUAGUUAUUAAUAAUUAUUUAUAGUCAUAGUUAUUAAUAAAAAUCUGCAAUAUAUAAA